This is a messenger RNA of Penaeus vannamei (Pacific white shrimp), 438 nucleotides long. The record is from RefSeq and is a predicted model, not a curated record. NCBI's taxonomy places the organism in Eukaryota, Metazoa, Arthropoda, Malacostraca, Decapoda, Penaeidae.
ACAGGUGCCUCGAAGUGAUGACAGGUGAAAAGAUCGACUUGAACAAGCAGGACCGACAGGGCAACACUGCGCUACACAUAGCUGCAAAAUCAGGCUUUGAUAAAUUCGUGAAACAGAUCAUUGAAUUAGAGAGCAACAUCAACAUCAAAAACAAAGCAGGGAACACGCCGCUUAUGGAAGCCGCAACGAAAAAUCGUGCAAGUUGCCUGUUGAUGUUGUUGCACAAGGGAGCCAAGGUGGACGAAGUCAACAAGGCGAAGAGGAGUGUUCUGCACAUUGCCUCGGAUAGGAGAUCUGGCGAAUGCAUGGAGUAUAUUCUAAAAAUGGUAACAUGAAGAAGGUGAUUAACCUCCAGGAUAGCGAUGGCUGCACAGCACUCCACAUUGCAAUCAAGAGAGACUACGAGAAAUGCGCCCUCUUGCUCCUCGACGCAGGAGC